GAGUCUCGCAGACUCUCUGGUUCAGGAUCAGCAGCAGAGUGAGCCCUCCUGUCCGCCUCCGCUCUCUGCUUUAGUAAACGUGGCCUUAUCUCCGGUACCUCCUCCGGUGUCUCCGGUGUCUCCGGCAGCAGCAGCCGUGGAUGAAUGACCGACACGCGGCUCCAGCCUUCACCUGUCUCCGUCUGUCCGCCUCCUCCGCUCCGCCAGCACCGCCCGCGGUCCCGUGAAGUCUCCCCGUCUCUGUAGAACCAUGUCCGAGGCAGAACCGAUCCCGGCCUCGGCCCCGGAGGCCGCCGCCGUCCUGAACGGCACCGACUCCAACGGUACCGAGGCGCUCAACGCGACCGCCAAGUUCGUGGCCACCCCGGAGGGCACGGCGCUGGCGUACGGCAGCCUGGUGCUCAUGGCGCUGCUGCCCAUCUUCUUCGGGGCCCUGCGGUCCGUGACCUGCUCCAAGUCCAAGGAGCUCGGAGACAAUGAUUACGAUUCUGGGUUCAGAAAUUCAUCAGACAUGCCCGAGACGAUCACCAGCCGGGACGCGGCGAGGUUUCCCAUCAUCGCCAGCUGUACUCUGUUUGGACUCUACCUGUUCUUCAAGGUGUUCUCUCAGGAGUACAUCAACCUGCUGCUGUCUGUCUACUUCUUCGGACUCGGCGUCCUCGCCCUGUCUCACACCAUGAGCCCACUGAUGUCCAGAAUCUUUCCAGAAUCUUUCCCAAACAAACAGUACCAGCUGCUCUUCACUCAGGGCUCCGGAGAGUCCAAAGAAGAAAUCGUCAACUAUGAGUUCGACACUAAGAACUUGGUGUGUCUGCUCAUCAGCAGCGUGGUUGGAGUUUGGUACCUGUUCAAAAAGCACUGGAUAGCUAAUAACCUGUUUGGCCUGGCGUUCGCCCUGAACGGGGUGGAGCUGCUCCACCUGAACAACGUCAGUACCGGCUGCAUCCUGCUGGGGGGGCUGUUCGUCUACGACGUGUUCUGGGUGUUUGGGACCAACGUCAUGGUAACGGUUGCCAAGUCCUUUGAAGCACCAAUCAAACUGGUGUUUCCUCAGGACUUGUUGGAGAAAGGACUUGAAGCGAGUAACUUCGCCAUGCUCGGGCUGGGCGACAUCGUCAUCCCCGGGAUCUUCAUCGCCCUGCUGCUGCGCUUCGACGUCAGUCUGAAGAAGAACAGCAGGACGUAUUUCUACUCCAGUUUCCUGGCCUACAUCUUCGGACUGGGCCUCACUAUCUUUGUCAUGCACACCUUCAAACACGCACAGCCCGCCCUCCUGUACCUGGUCCCGGCGUGCGUCGGCUUCCCCGUCAUCGUGGCGUUGUUCAAAGGAGAGCUUACAGAGAUGUUCAGGUACGAGGAGACUUCUCCUGAGGAGGAAGGAGCUAAAGAUGACUCAUCAGAGAAAAAGGACCAAUAGCAUCCAUCGCUGCCCCCCCUCCGCCCCCCUCCCCCAUCCAGCCUGCUGCCGCCACAUUUCACUGUAGCCCCGCCCCCUCCGCCUCUCCUGCUUCCUGUUUGUCACUGGGUGGGGGGGGCUGGGACUCGUGUAGCCAACGUCUUUGUCUCUGGUAACCAUGGGAACGGCCACUGGUUUCCGUGGUGAUGGCUGCCGUCGCCCACCGGAGGCGGUGUUUGUGAUGUUGCGUGUGUGAGGUCGUUUCAGACUCUCACAGGAAGUUCAGACGGUUAUCCCUCCAAAAUAAAACCAACCAUCCGCAGGCCGACGAGUUGAGCGUUCACGGAGUCGAGCGACACGUCUGAUGAUGUCACCGCGGCGCCGCCACGGCUCAUCGUCUGUCUGCGGCUCGCCAGCUCAGAUAAGCCAGGAAGGAGCGCUUGUUUUAUGCACGAACGCCGUGAAACAAGCGCUCCUCCUCACAGAGCUGCAUCUGUCGAGCUCGUACGGGGUGACUUCCUGUUCGCCGUCUCUCCGCCUUCUGCUUCCUCCGUCAGCGUUUCUGUUGAUUGGUUUAGUUUUUCUUGUAAGGCCAGAACUUCAAGCUGAGCCGCCUCCCGCUCCGCGUUCACACCUGAUGUCUACACAGGAAGUGACAGCGGUACAUUAAAGUUCAGAUUAAAGACAGAUGUAGAAACCAAAGGGACCAAACGUUUUCCACAAGCUCUGUCGCUCCUGGACCUGGACCUGGUCCUGGUCCUUCAGAGUCGACCUGAUGAUUAAUGCAGACAGACAGGUGAGCGUUCACCUGCCUGCUCCACCUGACUCAGUCUUAAAGUUCUGGCCUGUGAGGAGGAGGACACCUCCAGCCAACCUGUCCUCAUUCUCACGUCUUAUUGGUGGAACGGCUGGGAGGGGGGAGGGACCCUUCAGCCGUUCAUCCAAUGAGCUGUAAGAAUGAGCAGAGGAGGUGGGGCUUGUUUUUUUAAAGUGUUCUCAGACUGAUCAGCUGUUUCCUGUUUUUUGUUUUUAUCCACUGACAAAAGUUUAAAAAUAUGAACUUUGAGUGGACAGACAAAUGUCACGUGACAAACAAAGAUCAGAAUCAGGAUUUGUAGUAAAAGUUUAGUUUUAAAGAACCCUCCACACGUGUAUGACGAGUACACUGAGCUUGAGGUUUAAAAUUGGUGUGUGGCCCUUUAAAAGAGGUGUCAAAGUCAGAAUUUCAAAAUAAAAGUUUUUGUUUUUCUCAGAUAAAAAAAAAUAAAUUUCAGUUCAUCAUCAAAGCUUUUGAUUUUAUUUACUCUGGUUAUUAUUUGAAGAUAUUUUGGGAGGUUUUAAUUUAAAGUUUUUGAACACUUAAAACAGAAGCGUCCUCUGCCUGGUCGUGGUCGGCCUCCUCGUUAUUCUCUCUCGGUGUUCUUGAUGUUGAUGCUUUAUUAAGAGAUGCACAGUUUUUGUAUUUUGAUGUAAAAAAGAAAAAAAAAAAAAGAAAAAGUUUGUUGCUCAUCAGCUCAGUGACGUUCGUUCAGCAGCUCCUCUUCAUUUUAAAUAUAACGAAACCUUCAGUUUUUUCUCUGGUUGUGCACGAAGUCGUUUCACGGCUCCGACUGUAUCGAUUUUAUUUGCAAUAAAGUUUUUGGUGUUUUGAAUCACCAUGUAGAGACGCA
This is a messenger RNA of Larimichthys crocea (large yellow croaker), 3066 nucleotides long. RefSeq names its product histocompatibility (minor) 13 (gene hm13). Gene Ontology annotation, molecular function: aspartic endopeptidase activity, intramembrane cleaving. Bases 251 to 1417 code for a protein of 388 amino acids. The transcript is spliced from 12 exons. Gene Ontology annotation, cellular component: membrane; cytoplasmic side of endoplasmic reticulum membrane; lumenal side of endoplasmic reticulum membrane. NCBI's taxonomy places the organism in Eukaryota, Metazoa, Chordata, Actinopteri, Sciaenidae. Gene Ontology annotation, biological process: membrane protein proteolysis. The record is from RefSeq and is a predicted model, not a curated record.